Phlebotomus argentipes is the source of this 2974-nucleotide messenger RNA. RefSeq names its product DNA topoisomerase 3-alpha (gene Top3alpha). The record is from RefSeq and is a predicted model, not a curated record. The coding region runs from base 52 to 2736 and encodes 894 amino acids. Lineage: Eukaryota; Metazoa; Arthropoda; Insecta; Diptera; Psychodidae. Gene Ontology annotation, biological process: DNA topological change. Gene Ontology annotation, molecular function: DNA binding; zinc ion binding; DNA topoisomerase type I (single strand cut, ATP-independent) activity. The transcript has 3 exons. Gene Ontology annotation, cellular component: chromosome; nucleus.
CGGUGUUGUGACAAACAGGCAAAGCAAAACAAUUUUCCCUCUCGAUAUUAAAUGGUGAAAUUGAUCAAUUUCCUAAGGAAAUCCUGUAAAGUAUUGGCAGACAAUGCACCAAAAAUGAAAUACCUCAACGUGGCGGAAAAAAAUGAUGCUGCGAAGACGAUUGCGAGUCAUCUUUCGCGGGGCUCAUCAAGCAGACGUGAUGGGCUGUCCGUGUACAACAAAAUUUAUGAAUUCGACACCAUGGUGAAUGGGACGAAUGUCCGGAUGGUGAUGACUUCAGUGUCUGGUCAUCUCAUGACGCAUGAAUUCUCUGCGGCUUAUCGGAACUGGCGAAAUUGCAAUCCUUCUCAGCUGUUCGAUGCUCCAGUGUCGAAGAUCUGCCCUGAGGACAGCAUGAAGAUCAGGCAGACCCUGGAGCGGGAAGUGAGAGGCGCCGCUGCACUGAUAAUCUGGACGGAUUGUGAUAGAGAAGGGGAGAACAUUGGAUUUGAGAUUAUAGAAGUGUGCCGGAACGUGAAGAGCAACAUCACAGUGUAUCGAGCGAAAUUCUCCGAAAUCACAGCUGCCUCCGUGAGGCGCGCUCUGAACAACCUAGUGCAGCCGGACGAGCUCCAGAGUCAGGCUGUGGAUGUGCGGAGUGAGUUGGAUUUGAGGAUAGGAGCGGCUUUCACGCGCUUCCAGACAAUGAGACUACAGCGAGUCUUCGAUGGCAUCAUAGACGGCCUGGUGUCCUACGGAAGCUGUCAGAUCCCCACUCUGGGCUUCGUGGUGCAGCGCUACAAGGAGGCGGAGAACUUUAUAGCCGAACCUUUCUGGAAAUUGAAGUUGACACACACUGUCGAGGAUCUGACGGUGCAUUUCAACUGGGCGCGAAAUCGGCUCUUCGACAAGAAGUGCUGCGAAGCCCUCUUUAAUCUGGUAAAGCGCGAACCGCCGCUCUUGGCCACGGUGCUGUCUGUGACACAGAAGCCGAAGACCAAACUGAGGCCACAGCCCAUGGACACAAUUGAACUGGAGAAGCUGGGUUCCAGGAAGCUGAAGAUUUCUGCGAAGCAAACAAUGCAGAUCGCCGAGAAGCUGUACCAGCAGGGUUACAUCAGCUAUCCGCGCACAGAGACCAACAUAUUCUCCAAGGACAUCAAUCUGAGGCCUCUGGUGGAGUGUCAGACCGCUCAUCCGGCGUGGGGAGAGUUUGCCAGGCGUGUGAUGGAUUGGGGACCAAAUCCACGGAAUGGGAAGAAGUCCGAUCAGGCGCAUCCUCCCAUUCAUCCCACAAAGUUCACAGCCGGACUGUCUGGGAAUGAGCAGCGCGUGUAUGAACUGAUUGUCCGGCACUUCUUGGCGUGUGUGAGUCGCAAUGCGACGGGAUCGGAGACACUGGUGAAUGUGGAGAUUGGCGGGGAGGAGUUCAACGCUAAUGGACUGAUCAUCUUUGAGAGAAACUACUUGGAUGUGUACAUCUACGAGAACUGGAGUGAUCGUGAGAUUCAUCGCUACGAGACUGGCACGAGUUUCGAGCCCAGCAGCAUUGAGAUGUCUGAGGGGAAAACCACAGCGCCGCAGAUGCUGACGGAGGCGGAUCUGAUUGCCCUGAUGGAGAAGCACUGCAUUGGCACCGAUGCUACUCACGCUGAGCACAUCAACACCAUCAAGGAGCGCGGAUACAUUGGAGAAGUGGAGAAUGGGUUUCUGGUGCCAGGAACCUUGGGCAUGGGCCUCGUGGAGGGCUAUGACGCCAUGAGCCUCAGUCUGGCUCAACCGCAGCUUCGGGCGGGUCUCGAGGCGGACCUGAAGGCGAUUUGCGAUGGAGCACGACAGCCUAAUGUGGUGCUCAAGGAGCAGAUUGACAAGUACCGCGAGGCCUUCCGGAUAAUCACGGAGAGGGCACAGAUGCUGGACGAAAAGGUGGGCUUCCGCUUCAACUCGACACCACAGCAGAGCGCGGAAAUGCCUGAUCCUUUGGUGAUUGAGGAAGUCUUUCGCUGUCCUCGCUGUCGAUCAAAUAAGAUGGUGCUGAAGAAAAAGACCAAUAACACUCCCUUCAUUGCCUGCACGGACAAUCCGCGGUGCAGGACUAACAUUUGGCUGGAGGACUUCGUGAAGGAGGCCAAAGUGUCGCCAGAGAGCUGCCGACAUUGUGGUCCGGACGUGAAAAAGCUCACUUUGAAGUUCAAGCAGCACACCAAUGCCAUGAUAUUUCUCGAUAUCGAUUCGCCAGAGUACACGAGUUGUCUCCUCUGUGAUACCAAUCUGAAGAACUUCUUGAACAUUGACAUAGAAGCUCUGAGCAGAGGAGACGGCGCUGGGAGUAGCUCUCAAGGAAGAAGCUUUGGGAGCUCUCAAGGAAGAAGCUUUGGAAGCACUGCCGGCAGUGUUGCGCCUAGAAAUAUUCCUGCACCGUCUAGGAGUCGUGGCAGUCAGGGAACGACGAGAUCCACAACUUGUCCAAAAUGUUCCCAGCAACUGAAAAAGCUCACUGUGCGAAAGGACGGUCCAAAUCAGGGGAGGGAGUUUUACGUCUGUCCAACGCCAAAUAAUCCAUGCAAGACGUUCAUCUGGGCUGAUGAAAUGCCAGAAGCGGACUUUGUGAGGGAUUCACCUCCGCGCCAGAGAGCCACGAACGGUCGAACUGGAGGAAGCAAUGCACCCGGACGUCCCAGAGCCAAGAGAAAAUGUGCUCUUUGUCGUCAAGAAGGACACACGAGAAACAACUGCCCGGAUCAUCAGCCAAACUAGAGAGAAGUUUACGGGUAUGUUGAGUAAUUGCUAUGAAUUAAACUCGUUAAACGAUUUCCGGGGAGAAACUCACUGAAUAAUCAUUCACCCUUCGAGGGGUCUUUCGCAAUUUCACCACUUUUUCCCAUUGGCCGGUGCGAAGAAGGGUGAGAAUGGGCGGGUCCGUUCCACAGACACGAGUAACUUCCCCUCUAUUGAGUGUCUGAUUGUGAAUUGGGAAUAAUUUUUUACCAGUAUC